Messenger RNA from Fusarium redolens, 1088 nucleotides. RefSeq lists its product as uncharacterized. The coding region runs from base 92 to 739 and encodes 215 amino acids. Lineage: Eukaryota; Fungi; Ascomycota; Sordariomycetes; Hypocreales; Nectriaceae. The transcript has 4 exons. The record is from RefSeq and is a predicted model, not a curated record.
CCUGUUAUUUACAAUCUUCAUUACAAAUUACUGUUUAUAAUUUCUUAAGCAGCCAGAAGAGAUAUAAAAGCGUGAAACUAUAUUUGCUAUCAUGUUUGACUUUGGUUUCUUCGGCAGGAACUCGACAGCCUGCGACACUAUUAUCCAGAUGUUGAAUGAAGAUGAUCAGAAUCAGAAAGACGAAAUGACCCAGAACUGGCGUGACCAUAAGCUCCAGGAACUAAACUUUGUCGGAACACUUGGUGCUCUCCUCGCAAGCUGCCUCAGCUCAACGAGCUCUUGGCCGGAUGUCCUUCCCAAUGGUUGCAACAAGCCCUGGUCGGUGCGAACUAUGUGGUUCAGUGGCCUCGUCUUCGCCCUCUUCUCCGUAGUAAUCGCAGGGGUACAAAGCAUGCGCCUUCACCGUUUGUCAGCCCAUCCUGACGGUCUAAGCAUGAUCCGACAUAGCCUCGUUCGAAAGCGACAAUCUGAUCAUAAAGUUCGCCCUAGCUGGCUGCAAGUCUAUGCAUGGGAAUUUAGCCUCGCGUUUCUGGUCUUGGCGAUAUUUUGCAUGGUAAUCGGUUUGACCAUUCUGAUAUGGGCUGGUACUGAAUUCGGUCCUUCAAAACCUAGAGAAGACGGGUGGUGGGAUAGCAACUCCAAGAUGGCGGUGACUUUCACAAUCAUGCUAGGAUUUGCAUUACUAGUUUUAGUCCUAUCGCAGUCUGCUCUGUCGAAAAGCAAUGUGAUUAGGAUAUAGUGACUGUAUUCUGGCAUUAUCUCAAACGCACAGUCAGGCGUGGAAGUCUGUGGAAAGUAUUCCUCAAUGGGAUCUAGAUGAUCUUCUCGCGUGGCCAAUGUCGUUAAGCAGUGAAGAUGCCUGGGAUACAAAAGUUCUGGAUAUCUUAAGGCCCUUUGGGGGUAUCACUGUUAGGCAACAUCUACUCAGAGGAAAGAACCAUUCACAAAUUUAUCCAGUUCCAUUAGUGGGUUUGUUUUUUGCCGAGUACCUUAUGGAGUUAAUAAACUGGAACAGGGCUGUGGAGUCAUUUUAGCUGCCAAAUCUGCAUAUUGACCAAUCUACCAGAGGGAUGUCCAAGUUUCCUUUA